GGCGCUGCCGCUCCCCCGGCGAGGUUUGGCCGCUCUGCCGGCCCGUAGCGGCGGUGGCGCCGGGCGGGAAGUGCGAGCGGGGCGAAGGAGCGAUUCCCGGCUCAGGGAUGCCUGAAAGCCAGGGGAAAGAUGGCAAAAGCUCCAGCAGCAGCAACAGUUCCAGCACUGGCAGUUCAGGUGCUUCCUUCGGACAGUAUCACUACACAGCCAGUGAAUACCAGGCCAUCCAGCACGCUCUUCGGCAGAGGCUGGGCCCAGAUUAUAUCAGCAGUCGCCAGGCUGGAGGAGGACAAAAGGUCUGUUACAUUGAGGGUCACAAGGUCAUCAGUCUGGCCAACGAGAUGUUUGGCUUCAAUGGCUGGGCUCAUUCAGUCACUCAGCAGAACGUUGACUUUGUUGACCUCAACAAUGGCAGGUUCUAUGUGGGUGUCUGUGCUUUUGUCAAAGUUCAGCUUAAGGAUGGGUCAUACCAUGAAGAUGUGGGAUAUGGAGUCAGCGAAGGCCUGAAGUCCAAGGCCUUAUCCUUAGAAAAGGCAAGAAAGGAGGCAGUAACAGAUGGACUGAAGAGGGCACUCAAGUGCUUUGGGAAUGCUCUUGGGAACUGCAUCCUAGACAAGGACUACCUACGAGCCGUGAAUAAGCUUCCACGUCAGGUACCCCCUGAGUUAAAUUUGGUCACAGCUAAAAUACAGGACUAUGAGCCUGAAAUAGAGAAAGCGAGGUACACCAGCUAUUUGGAAAGGCAGAACACAGCAGGGGAACACUCUGAGGUAGCACCUCACUGUGAGCCUGGUCAGAGGGAGGCUGCUAUAGUGACAGUAGAUCAGAAACAGCCAAAUGGUCCCAGGGAUAGGAACACAGACUCCUUGGCUAUGGAGUGUGAUGCCACUUACCAGCGGAAAUUGCGGCAGAAGCAGCUACAGCAACAGUUCCGGGAACAGAUGGAGAAAAAGCAUCAGGUUGCAGCAGUUACUCCCAACAGCAAACAGGCAGCAUCUGAUCCUCCCAUAAAGCACAGCACUCCAGCAGUACAACAGGAACUAGCAAUAGAAGAGGAGUUCUUUGCAGAUGAUCCUGAACUCUGGGACAUUUCCUUGGAGAGCACUGAUCUUAAGGUAACAGGUCCCCAGGUGGCAGACCCAUCAUCAGCUGGACACCAGACACCUAAAACAGCCCACGGACCUCACCCGACGAGGACCCGUAACCGGACACCUCACAGAACAAACCACCACAAAGCCUCUGCCAGACUCGCACAACUGCAGCCACCUGCUACACUCACGAGCAACAGCAGUGCCAGCCCAGGGUGCAGCCCCCUCAGGAGAAGUCAGAGCUUGAAGAAAAGGAGACUGGAACCUCCGUAAGGCACCCAGUGGUAUCCGUACCUCCAUCACAGGACCGCAGUUGGCUUUUCAAAUUAUGUCAAAUGGACUUUGCUGCAUAUUAUGGUGAAGCAACAGAGAAGAGUUUCGUACAGCCAGCAAGAACUUCAUGUACUUUUAGGUUAUUGCAUAUUUCAGAUGCCUUUUUCUAUAAACAAGCAAUCAUUUGUGCUUCUGCAGCACUGGUGGAUGCUACGUGUAAUUUGCCUGAAACAGGAACAGAAUGAAUUGUUAAAAAUGAGAUAUAAUUAAUAGCUUCUCUCUCUCUCCCUCAGUGCUACAGUUCAGCACAGAGGAAAGAGAUUUUUAGUGAAAUGGGGAGCAGGUGGGUUACGGUCAGAGGACAGAACAUCUGAGCUGUGGCUGCCCAUCCGGCGAGGCUGAGGGUGUGACGCUGUGGCAGCAUCUGAGGUGCAGCCCAGCCUUUUCCCUGUGGCUGCACAAACAGGGUCAGAGCCCAUCACUCUUCCUCAGCCUGUUCCUCAGCCAUCCCAGGCAGCAGCAGCAGCACCUCCACUUCCAGCCCUGCCUGUGGCACAGGGCAGGAGCACACCAGGACUGCUGCCAGCACUGUGUGGCAUCACAGACAGUGUUUGAUCGGAUCCUUUGUGAAAUGAAUGGGAGCUGCACUUCUGUUUUUAAAUAAGCUUUCGACCCUUGUCAAUACAGAAAUAAACAUGAAAUUUGCAAAGCAAACCACGCUGGGAGCUGUUUGUGUCUCUGUGCCCUUCCAGCCUUUACAACUCGCUCCCUGUUUGACAGCCUCAAAGGAGUUAACAUGUUCCAAAUGGAAGCUAAAGAGGAACCACCGUGUCUGCACAACCUCACGUUUGCUUUAGGAUGGGCAAACAGAAAACCUCACAGGGUUUAAAGGUGAGAGCAAAGCCAACAGCUGUUCCUUCUAGUAAGAAGGUCAAAGGAAGAAUUUUUAAGUACUAUUGGAAUAAUACUCCUGUAUCCAUUUGGAGCAGCUCCACGCUGUAAAGGGAGGAGUUCUGCUGGGCUGAACUAUCUGUUCUCUUCCUCUCUAGUGAAGUGGUUCAGCUGUAGCUCCACCACCAAAUCAGGGUUCAGGCACCUGUGCUGGCAGCACUGCUCCUGGCAGGGUGGUUCCACCUUCCCCAGGAGGGAAGCCUGGUAACUGCAAUUCCCACCUGCAGUGCUGGAAGUAAAGAGGAUGAUACUGUGUGACUGGAAUUUACAGCUGGACCAGGAAAAUUUACAUAAACCCUGGGAUUAGUCCAACCCUGACAUCAACGUCAGGCUUGAAACAGGACCCUAUUCCUGUGCUUUGCCAUCACUGCCCUGUCUAAAUGUGAACACAUUUGAAACAUCCAGCAUUUAUUCCUAUUCCUCCUACAGUGCCUUUACCACUUAAUCAGUCCUUUCCCCUUAAAUAUCCUCUACUGUCCACUUACCUCCUCAACAGGACAAGGAACAGCACAGAAAGACAGGACAAGCUGUAAUUAAUGGUAAUAGAUUAUAUCUAAAAACAAGUUGCACAUUUCACCGUACUCAUUUCUUGCCAAUUCAGUGCUGCCUUCGGAACAGCUCAGGGAAGAAACACAUUCCACAUAUUUGAGUCAUGCACUCGCUGUUGAAACCAUAUACCUGCUAGGAAGGAAGGCAACGUGCAGACAUUCAGAAUUGCUGAAUUCAAAGCCGCUCCACACUUCUACAAUGAAAAACAUUCAAAAGUCUCAUAUAAAUGUAACUGCCUCAGCUUUCUUGACUCUGGAAACAGUGCCAGUGUAGCUGUGCCUCCUCUAAGAGAGAUCAUCACAAGGAGCUUCUCAGGAUUGGUCCCUUUGAAAAGGGCAGGAAAACUUAUACUUGGAGCUUUUUUUUCCCUUUGAGGCCUUGCGCAGCAUGAGUCAUAACAGAAGCUGCUCUUAAAAUGGAAAGAAAUGCAGCAGCAAUUAGUGUUUAGAAAUACCAAAUUCCUCCAAGUCUAAAGUUGAGAAUGACCGUAUGAAGCAUUCCCACAAAUCUAAGGAUUGAAUUCCUGUUGUAGAGCUCAGCGAGUUCCUUCUCACCAGCCCCACAGGUGCACGUCCCUGCUCCUGUCCACCCCAGAGCAGAGGGCAGGGGAGCCCACAGAGGGAGAGUCCCCAGGAAGGGCGCUCCCCCCUCCCUUGCAGCGCUCCCCACUCUUACUUCACUGCCAAAACCAAGCACAGGACCUCACCAGCGACGCUCCCUCCACCUGUGCUUCUGACAGGGGAGCCACCAAGUUCUUGUCUGCCAGAGCUGAGUGUGUUUGGCAAGUCUGUGACAUUCCCAGCCAUAAAGGCAGUCCCACAGCUGAUCCAUUAUCCUGCACAGCUUCUCCCUCCCACUCCCUCAGGCCGCUCCUCUCCUAAAGAUUCAUUCUACGAAUUAUUCCUUGUAGUACCUUGCUUUGGAGUGUCCUAUUAAAGGCCAAAGGCUUGUGGCUGGUCACUGCUUUUGAGAAGUGAAGGGUCUCAUUAAACUGGGUUUCUUGUACUUUCCUGUGAUAAACUGACAAAUUGGGUAACAGUCCCAUCACUGCAGGAAGAGGAUGGAAGGGCUGGAACCUGCUUUUCAACAAGAAAUCCCGCAGCUCAACAAAAGCAGGUUUGGUUUAUCUGAGUGGCUUCAUUCAACAGUCUGCAAAGGUGACAGACCGGAGCACAGGGCGCAGUCGUACGAGAAGCGCAGUGCCUGGGUUUAGUGCAAAACAUACGACUAACUACGGCCAGGGAAGCCCCAAGUUUCAAUUCAUUUUAUUUUUUUUUAUUUUUAUUUUUUACAGUGUACAUUGUUAAAUAAUGUAAAGAAAACGCUUGUAAUUCAGAAACAGAUUUUAUGUGGAAAAAGAUACUCAAAGUGUAAUAUUAAACAAAAUAAUUUAACAGUUCAGUAGCAUUAGUUUAUUCCUCUAGACUUCAGUUAUUCAUCCACAGGAGGAGAGGGAGGGAGGGGGAAAAAAAAAAAGAAAA
Pseudopipra pipra is the source of this 4342-nucleotide messenger RNA. It is a transcript of the gene RAD52, whose product is annotated as RAD52 homolog, DNA repair protein. Gene Ontology annotation, cellular component: nucleus. Gene Ontology annotation, biological process: mitotic recombination; double-strand break repair via single-strand annealing; DNA recombinase assembly. NCBI's taxonomy places the organism in Eukaryota, Metazoa, Chordata, Aves, Passeriformes, Pipridae. The transcript is spliced from 12 exons. The record is from RefSeq and is a predicted model, not a curated record. The coding region runs from base 108 to 1361 and encodes 417 amino acids.